Messenger RNA from Miniopterus natalensis, 2202 nucleotides. It is a transcript of the gene ZCCHC10, whose product is annotated as zinc finger CCHC-type containing 10. Lineage: Eukaryota; Metazoa; Chordata; Mammalia; Chiroptera; Miniopteridae. The record is from RefSeq and is a predicted model, not a curated record. Gene Ontology annotation, molecular function: nucleic acid binding; zinc ion binding.
AGCCGCGCUAAGAUGGCGACUCCCAUGCAUCGGCUCAUAGCCCGGAGACAAGCCGAAGCAAAUAAGCAACAUGUAAGAUGUCAAAAAUGCUUGGAAUUUGGACAUUGGACUUAUGAAUGCACAGGGAAAAGAAAAUACCUACAUAGGCCUUCAAGAACAGCAGAACUGAAGAAAGCUUUAAAGGAAAAAGAAAACAGAUUAUUGCAACAACAAAACAUUGGAGAAACUAAUGUAGAAAGAAAGACCAAGAAAAAAAGGUCUAAGAGUGUAACCAGUUCCAGUAGCAGUAGCAGUGACAGUUCGGCCAGUGAUUCUUCAUCAGAGAGUGAAGACACGUCUCCCUCGUCCUCGUCUGAGGACAGUGACACUGACGAAAGCUCCUCCAGCUCGUCGUCCUCAGCCUCUUCCACAAGCUCCUCCUCAUCCUCCGAUUCAGACUCAGAUUCCAGCUCUUCCAGCAGUAGCAGCACCAGCACGGACAGCAGCUCUGAAGAUGAGCCGCCGAAGAAGAAGAAAAAGAAAUAGAACUGCUCUACCCUGUUGGACUGAUGGACCGAAAACUUUAUCUGAUUCUCAAAAGGGAAUUUAGAAUGUGUUAAAGCCAAGUAGGUUAAUUGGCCAAAAUUUUGAGAGCUCAGAAGUGUCUAAAUGUUUUACAUUGUAAGAGUAUAAAAAGUAUUAAUGGAUUAUAGAUAUAGAUAGAUAUAUAUAUAUAUACUUUUUUAUUUUAAGGGUGAAUCUUGUUUUUCUUUUUUAUCUUAAAAAUAUAUCUCUAGCAAUUAAAAGCUGAAGUCCAGUAAAUCAAUUUUUGUAAUAAAACUUAUCUUCUGCCCUGGCUGGUGUGGCUCAGUUGGUUGGGCAUCAUCCUGUGCACCAAAAGGCUGCUGAUUUGAUGCCCAGUCGGGCACAUGCCUGGGUUGCGGGCUUCCCCCGUGGGGGCGUGCAUUGGCAGCCGACUGAUGAUCGGCUCUUACAUUGAUGUUUCCCUCCCUCCCUCCCUUCCUCUCUCCCUCUCUCUUUCUCUCUCUUCCUCUCUCCCCCUCUCCCUUCUUCUCUCUCUAAAAAAAUCAAUAAAAAAAUCUUUUAAAAAAACUUAUCUUUUCUCCCUGUGAAAUCAAUGCAAUACUUUGUUACUUGUUAGUGUUAUGUAUGCCACAUGUUUUCAGGCUAAUGCAUCAGAACAUCUGGCAGUGAAUUUCUAAUGCUUUGGCUGUGUGCUAUUACAUCAGAUUUAAUACAUUGUUAUUAUAAGCUUAGGAGUUUUCCUAUUGUUAAUAAAUGUGCUCUAUUUUUAUGUUUAUGUUCAGAAAGCUAUUUUGACUUCUGUCCUAAAUGAAAGUUCAAGGAACCUAUUAAUAUAUUUCUACUUUUUUGAUGGAACAAGUUUCAAGUUACUGUGUUGUAUCAUUCAUUUUCUUCUGAUUCUUAGAGAUACUUUUCUGAGGAACAUCAUUCUAGAGGAACUUAAAAAGGAACAAAAAUUUUUAAACUACUUAGAAAUCUUGGUGCCUUUUGAUAAAUUCAGUGUAUCAGAAAACAGUCAUUUAAAAGGCUAACAAGUAAAAGUGAUACAAAUAUCUUUGUGGGUUAAUAUGCUAUAAAAGGUACCAUUCAAAGGGGAAAAGAAAGGAGGAAGGAAGGAAGGUAAUCUUUACAGAAAAUUAGGACAAUGUCAGUUGCCUUUUAUUAAGAACUUUUUAAGCUUUCUUAAGGAUUGCCUUUUACCGUUUUUACGAUUGCAGUAGUACAGUUUAUGUGGUAACUGGUCAUGUACAGUAGUCUACUGCAUAAGUAUGAAAGACUUGGAUUAAUCAGGUGUGUUGACUUAGCACAUACACACUUGAAAUCUAGCAUGAAAGCUUAAAAAUACUGCACAAUAUUUCUUAAAAGUUACUCUGCUGUGGUGAGAUUGUUUACUUUAACAUCACACGUUACUCUGUGAUGCCUUUUAAACUUUUUGGAAAAAUGCAUCAUUUGUAGAGAAAUCUUGAUUUGGGUUCAAUAUAGGUUUUUUAAACUAUGAAUGUUAUCUUUUUUAUAUUUUUAUGAGAAAGUGGGAGAAAAUUACUUUGGAAGAAAAUGGGCUUCUAUUUAAAUGUUGAAAUAUAUGUAUGUUGUGAGUUUAAGGAGACUGCAAUUACCUGUAAGUUUUACAGAACCACCUGCUUUCAGUGAUUGUAAAUAAACUCUCAAAACAUCCUU